AUGUCUUAUAAUUUAUGGCAUGACACCUAUGAUCUAGCUUUUCGUAUGUACAACGAUUCGGUUGCAACUCACCGAUCUGAUUUAGAUGUGCUGGACAUAAGUGUAGCAGACAAAAGCGCCCAAUUAAUUGGAUUCGAUCCAUUUACAGGUUAUUUUUGUGAAGUCAUGUAUUUGUCUGUAAUUAAGCUAAUGUUUUAUCCUAGGAUAUCCUUGUAUCUUUUUUGCUCUUAUUGAAUUAUUUUUUGCAGGAAACUACGAACUUUUGAUCAUGCAAGCUGAUCUAAACACACCAAUCAAUUCUCUUGUACGCGAUUUGGCGGAAUGUGACAUCGAAGAAAUCAGGAAGAAUCAAAAACUUGCGAAUGGCAAUCAUCCGAAAGUAAUCACCGUUAAACUUUUGCACGCUCUUCCUCCAUUAGGUCUGAUUAUAUUCAACUGUGAAUACAAAAAAUCCAUUGAUCUCGAGAAAGAGUUGCAGUAAGUUUUUCCAUGGAGUUUUUUCAAUAUCUUACGAUUGAUUAAUUCAUUUGACCCGGUUCAUAGCAAUUAAUUUUUCAGAAAUCAUGCGAAUAAGCUCAAACCAGCUCUCAUAGGAGAUAUAUUUCCGGGUGCAAUUCUUCUUCGAAAACAAAAUGAUAAAUUAUAUCGUGUAAUGAUAGUUGGCCAAGUUGGUGAUAUAUACAACAUUAUAUUGGUUGACCACGCAAUGAAAGGAUUCAGUAGACUCGAAAAGUUGUUUUUGUUAAAUCCGGAACUUGAUUUAUCUAAUUUUCCAUGUGCACUUAUGAUUUGUCGAAUUCGUGGUUUCCGAAAGCUCAAUAAGUCGGCAUUCAACAAAUUCAAAAAUGAUAUUGAUAAGCAUGGUCCAAAGGAAAGAGUGAAAGCAGUGGUUUUCAAGCAAGAUGAGGUUUGAUAGGAAAAUUUUUAUUCAAACCCAAAAGUAUAUUAUUGUAGGAUAACAACAUGGUGAUCGACUUCGGAGCAGUAUCAGGCGCAGAAUUAACUGCAAGUGAAGAACUAUCGAUUUAUAUGAAUGACGACGGAGAUGAAAAUGAUCCAGAAUUGAUAUCAUUGAGUGAUAUACAAAACAUGCAAAACUCGUCGAUAGCUGAUGUUCAAAUGGAUACAGAAACUUCCAAUAAUCCGUUAGUUCAGAAAUCGGUCUUCAUAUUCUGUUUUACAACAUUUCAAUAUUUUCCAGAGCUCGCGUAUUCGAUCCGCCAACUCAGCCAACUCGCCCGGCUUCAGUUUCAUCAAUAAUUGGUACAAAACUUCGUCUUCCACCACCAUCUCCUGAUAUGAACUCUUCAAAUGCUCCAAAACCGAAAGUUUUAUUUGGAAUACAAUCGAUCUCGAAUUUCACAAAGGAUAAUCUUUUUCCAAAGAAAACAUCGGUUUUUGGUAUUCAAUCGGAGAAACCUUCUGGUUUUGAUUUUGUUGCAAAACAUAGUUUUCCUCCAAAACCAUUACCAUUAUUUUCAAAUUCUGUAAAAGUGAGUCAAAACCCACAAAAAUGAUGUUACAAGAUGAAAAUUGUUAGAUAAAAAUUUGAGAAAUGGCGUGGUUAAUGCUAAUCUGUUUGAUUUCAGGAUCCUUCAAACACGGAAUAUGACUUUUCCGCAAAAUCGAACACGAAGUCUGGUUUUUGUGCGGAAUUGAAUACGGAAUCUGGAUUUGGAGCGACGUCGACGACACAAAGUUCAUUUGGCACGAAAAACAACACAGAAGCUGGAUUUGCCGCAAAAUUGAACACGGAAUCUGAAUGUGGUGCGAAAUCAAAAAUUGUUACAUUCUCAAAUGAGGUUUGUUACGAGAUCACAAUAAGCUUGUAAGUUUCCCGAGGAUUCCAGAUUGUUGAAUCGAGCCCAAGUAAUGUUCACAGUUCAAUCGAUCUCGAUGAAUCGCCUUCAAUGUCACCGAAAGAAAAUGAACUUGUAAGUUUUUUUCUUGAUAUUUGGAAGUUAAUCAUCAAAUUGAUGACAUCAAUUAAUUGUUUAGAAUCUCUCAAUGUCUUGUCCAAAUGGAGUCGCAAGAAUAGAACAACUUCUCACAUUCCAUUCUUCUGGUGUUCCAACUUCUGUUCCCGUUUUACAGGUUUGUUGAAAUGUUGAAUUUUCUCAGGGAAUUUGAAUUUUUGCAGCAGCCAGUUGGCUAUGAUGAAGGAGACGAGAGCGAUACCGAAUUAUUAGUGGACAUCAAAGAGGUAAGAAAAAUUAAAAUUGUGAUCAAGCAAUGAAAUUCAUUUUUUUCAGACAACAAACGAGAACAGCACGAGAGCUGGUAUGGAAUCGGAAAAAAUCGUGAGUUAUUUUGAAUGUUUUAUUAUUUUCCAUUAGAAAUUUUCAAGCUGUCAUAGCUCAGUUGCUGACUUCUAGUAAUCAACGAAAAAAUGUUUUUUUUUCAGCCUAUCUCCGAAGAACAAGACAGCAUUGAAAGAUCAAUGAGUAUUCCGGAAUUGCAUUCGCCUACGCGUUCUGCAGAUCAAUCUUAUAUCCCGAAUGUUUCCUCCGACCUUUCGCCAUUUGAAACACAUGAUGGGGUUCCUGAUCUCCAAAAAGAUGACUUCAAAGUUUUGGGAAAUCAUUCGAUUGUAAAAAGUGUAUGUUUUUCUAUAUUUAGUUCUUGAUUGGUUUAAAAUUCAUUUUUUGCAGCCUUCUGACGAAGAUACUGUGCAAGAACCGGAAUCAUCUGAGAUAAUUGAGAAGAAGGAAGAGUCAGUUAAAGUUGAACAAGUUUGUCCAAUCAGAAAUUUGAAAGAGAUCGUUGAAGAAGCAAUCAGAAAUCACGAUCAUUGGAACUUCUAUAUGAAUAUGUUGACUAUUCUUAAGGUAAGUUAAAGUGUAAAACAGAUGUAGUGAUUGAUAUAAAUUGUUUUGAAUUUCAGAACUUUGCAUAUAGCAAGUCCGAAGAAGAAUCAGAAAAAUGGAAAGAUCUCAUCCAAUUCGCCAAUAAGAGUUUUGCCGAUUCAAUCAACCAAGCCUAA
Caenorhabditis angaria is the source of this 2983-nucleotide messenger RNA. Lineage: Eukaryota; Metazoa; Nematoda; Chromadorea; Rhabditida; Rhabditidae. The record is from the annotation of a GenBank genome assembly.